UUGGAUGGAACGAUAACUUGAAGAUGAUGACAGCAUCUCCCACAGCAUAUGCUACUUAUGUUAAGGAAUAUCCAAAAUAUGAAAAGUUUUUGAAUAGAAAAAUUGAUAUGUAUGAGGAGAUGGCUAUAGUAGUGGGUAAAGAUUUAGCACGGGGGAACUUCUCCAAGACAUUUUCCGACAUCGAUGUUGAUGCUUCAAUGGAAAGUGGACAACCAAGUAUGACUAUUGAUAGUGUGCCUUCCAAGGCUGAGAGUAAGGCUGAUAGUGGUACCUCGUCGGGCUCAAGGCCACAUCGAAAGAGGUCUCGAACUGACGAAGGAUCGGAAAUGGAACACAUUUCAGCACAACUUCAAGAAGUGGUUAGUGCUCUCAAAAAAUUUUCAAACAAUCAACUUGAUGUGGAGAAGCUUUAUGACGAAAUUAUGAAGAUGGAGGACAUUGAAGAAGGGGUGCGUGUUGCUGUUUUUGAUCACUUGGUGGAGCGCGAAAUGCUUGCAAAAGCAUUUUUGACAAAAAGCUUUCCACUACGCAAACUUUGGAUCGAAAAGCUGCUGGAAGCUGCUUUUCCUGCCCCCUUGCUAUUGGCUGCUAUAUGCUGUUAUAUGGGUUGUGUUGCCGUGGAAAAGGAAAGGAGGGAGCAAGUUCUUCUACUUCCUCUUCUUCCACUUCGUCUUCCUUGCCCCAAGCUUGGAUCCUUCCUCCACUUGGUUAUAAGAGAAUUAACACUGAUGGCUCAUGGAGGAGCAUUAACGUUGCUGCAGAGAUGCUCAGCUCUUGCCAUGGCUGAUGCCGUUAAGGUGGAGAAGGUGGAGUUACACACUGAUUCCGUCCCUAUCAAGGUGAUGUUUGACACUAUGGACGCUAUCAUCCACCAUGAAUUGGCUGCUGCCAUCAAUGAUGUUGUUGCUGGGAAUAAGAAGCUUGAGGAUGUAAAUAUCAUUCACAUAAGAAGGGAUCUCAACUUUAUUGCUCAUGAGCUUGCCGAAAUUGCAAUGAUAUAA
Messenger RNA from Chenopodium quinoa (quinoa), 1001 nucleotides. RefSeq lists its product as uncharacterized. Lineage: Eukaryota; Viridiplantae; Streptophyta; Magnoliopsida; Caryophyllales; Amaranthaceae. The transcript has 5 exons. The record is from RefSeq and is a predicted model, not a curated record. Bases 24 to 1001 code for a protein of 325 amino acids.